GAUUUUGUUUUACUUAGAUUCAAUACAAAACUUCACCCAAAUUUUCCAUUUCAGCUCACUUUGCCGUCGUUCAAAUGCAAGAAGCCCGGGGCCCAAUGCUGUCGGUCGUGCCGCAUCAGAAGUGGGUUCAGAAGGAUGGGUUGAUGUGGCCAAACAAAAAUGCGAUAACGCUCUUCAAGGAUGCAUCAUCAAAGCCAUCACAUACUUGGACAAAAAUCCCUUGUGUUGUGAAGAAAAAGAACAUUGCUACCUACGAGAAAGCGCAGCAGGAAGCAGCAGAACUUUCAGGAUUGUCGACGGACACAUCGGAUUUUGCUCCGCGGAAAAAGCAGAAAAAGGUACACAGAAGUCAACCUGCCCAAGGAUAUGAUUUUAAUGAUAUGCUCAGCCAAGCUGGUCCAUCCUCUGCAAGUCAGCCGCAACCAGGCGUCAAACAUUUGGUCAUCAGCAGAAAGUCGAUGGUCCCGAGGCAAACGCCCCUUUCUUUUGUCAUGAAGGCUGUGACUAGUAAACCAGCACCCGGACCGACUCAACUGGCAAUGGGACAGAGUCCUGCUCAGCUGGAACAAGCUCCGGCCACUCAUGCGAUGGCUCAUUCUGCAUCAAUCAUCCCAGUUGCCCCGUCUGAUCCAGUUGCAGCGGCUGUCGACAUGCAUCAAAUCGUCGAACAAUCUGAAAUGUCGCUGCUCAGCGCAUCAGAGGUCGAAGUUUUACUACAGAAUUCUCAAGAAGAGGGACUUGAAUCGCAAGUUGCAGAGGAGGAGGUCAGCUAUCAUGAUGAAUACGUGAACAAUUAUGAUGAGGAACAAAAUUCGGAAAAAAAAUCGUUCAGGCGAUCGAGCAAGCGAGUGAUCGAAUUUUUCAAGCUGUCGCAAGAAAGAUGGACGAAUCUUUCACGAAAUCGGUUGCAAAAAGCAACGACUUGAAGAUAGAAGCCACCCUGCGUGUUCGCCGCCAUGACAACGACACAACUGACCAAAACUUCAAAUUUUCGCCUGCGUCGACUGUACAGGAAAUUGAGCAACUCGAAACGGAGUUGGCAAAUACAUCUUAUCAGGAGAAGCUUGUGAGUAUAUCUAGUAAAUGUAUGAAUGAUAGUGUAUAUGGGAUUUGACAUAAGUCAGUACCCACGACCUCCUCCUCAGGAGGCAAAUUUUAAUAAAAGUGUAUUGCUGACUGCAUCCCAAAUUGGACUGACACAAUAGUGUGCACACACCUUCAAAGUGUGAUUGCAGCGCAGGGCCACGUCUGAUCGAGUUGAGGUCUUCGGUGAACUUAUUCCUUGUAAAUGGAGGAAUAAGUGCACCGAGGACGUCGAGACGAUCCUAGGCAAAUGUGCACUUUUAUCACACUUUUUAGGCGUACCAAUAAAAGUGUGAUAGUCCAAUUUGCAGGUGAGUCGCAAAUAAAACUUCUAAUCUUCAGUAUUACUGUGUCAUGAUUAACAACAAGUCCUUCUUCGAUGAUUGGAAUUAUUUCAUCCACAAAAGGCGUAAGGAAUUCUUCGAGAUCAGCGGGUUUGCUUUUACCGAGAAAUAUACCUAUAGGCAAUGUUUGUAGAUUUGGAUACUCAUGUACGUUACACAAAAUGGGCCAGAGUUGAAACUUUGAGCUCUUAUGGAUAGGCAAACCAUCAAUAUUAAAACUAAUACUAAUAUUGAUAUCUUCAGAUAGAUCUCCAAACCAAUUUGUUAAACACUGUUUGACGCCGUGAUGCCAAUAUGUACCACCAGCUAUUGGUAGGCAUCGCUUUCCCGUGUUUUGCGGAGUGUUCAAAAGGGUUCUGGGGUCUUGAGGUAGACUAGUAUCGUUAUAUUCUACUGAGAUCAAAUGUAGCAAAUCCUUCAAAGCGAUAUGAGUGAUAUUGUGAUCAAGUGCCCAAACUCGCAGUGCUUGUUCCGAUCUACCUCUUCCUUCAGAGACAUCAGGAGCAGAGGACACCUCGCAUGACACGUCAUUUGAUGGACAUGAAACGUUGAUUAUGUCUGUAAGGUUGUUUUGAUCAAAUUCGUUGGCGACGCUUUGGCUGCUAUGAUCCGUAGCGCUACUUCUAACUGGACCGUCGUGACAUUCACCUGUUACGGAGAAAAUAUUUUACACAGAUUUACAAACAACAAAGCAUUUCGGAAUAAAUCUUAUUACUUACUCGUCUGAUCAAAGGUCUCUACAGGGUUCUUUAUCAAAAGACGCGACUUGUCUGGAGAACAUUUAAGCCCAGUAGAACGUGGCCGAGUUUCCGAGGGGUCUUUGCAGUAGGUUCCGGAAAACAGAUGUUUCAUUGCAAUCUCAUAUUUUUCACGCGUAUUCUUCAGUUUACGAUAGUAUGAUCCACUCUUUCGAUAUUUUUUGUAUAUUUUGUCCAUUUUCGGUACUAUUUUCUCUAGUCAACUCCAAAUUACUUCAAUGCAGAACUUUACUGAAAAUGUUCCAGUCGGCGUAAAUUGUUGCUUUGCUGAUUUUUGUUUAUGCUGAAUAAGGUAUUUGCACAUUGUCUUAAAAGACACAUUACACAGUUGUUAUUGUAAAUCAUACGACGAGCCGUAUAAGAUUUGGAGUAUACGUUGAAUAGACUCAUUUGAAGCACACCAAUCAGCAAGCCGUGUGGUAUUGAAUAAUAAAGCUGUACAAUGUUUAUAUGAUAAAUAAUAUGGUUAAUAUCCUGCAAAUGCAAAUAGCCACAUAGUAGCAUCACAAUCAAUAGGUACGACAUUUGUCCAGCAUAUUGUUGGACACACUUUAUAAUACCAAUUUAAUUGGUUUUCCAAGCACUUUUAUAGCACGUAGUAAAACUGCUAUUCAGCAUUAAGAGCCAACAUUGUAUAUACACUAGUCAAGCGCUAUAUCUAAAGACAUUCGACAGCAAAUUUAUUUAGUUGUAGAAAAAUAAUAAAAACACCUAAAAACUGUUUAUAAAGCAAAUUAUUAAGCCAAAGGUAUAAGUCGAUAUAGUGCUAUAAUGUUGAAGGGAGCUACCUUUAUACAUUACAUUAUUCAACAAGACUUUUCAAUCAGCAAACAAUGCUAUUAUACGAUUAUUAUUCGACCUACUAGUUUAAUAAGAGAUUGUGGUUGUUUCUUGGGUUGGCCUAGUUUGCUAGGUUUGUGACACAAAUUUCGGAGCUUUAGUAUACGAGAAUUUUCAACAGAAUAUGAUGGGUAGUGAUACAUUACAAGGUCAGCAAUGCAAAAAUAUCAUUUUUACUCCGACAUACGGUGUUGUGAUGAUGACGACAGCCAUGACGGCCAACAUUUAGACCCGCCACACCGUUUGCCCCGGCCCGCAUCGGAUCAAUCCGGUUGUCCUUGGUAGUGGAGGUACCUUGACUACACCACCGACCGGCACCGAGAUCCUAACCAACCGACUGAUGAUGACGACGACGCGCGACGGUACGAUGGUCGUUGUUAUGCUACCGGAGGUGGUGGAAGCGAAACCACAAAACACGUCACAGACUGUCAAACUGCCUCUGGCUAGCCGCGUUGGAUCCAGCGCAGCGGGGCGAGCCCCAACAUCAAGUCCUUUUUCAUGUUUUAUAAUAAGUUUUAAAACGGUAGGAGUCAAACUACACGGUGUGCUUGUGUCACUUCGAAAUAUGUAGAAGAAUUUGAAGGAGAUUUUUUCGCCAGUUAUUUUGAUUAAAGUCACGGAAAUUUACAUUUUAGGACCUAUUUUCCAAGGAUGCCAUUUUCCUUCACAAAUAGAUGAAAUUAGUUAUGUACGUACAUGUGGGCCUGUCUGCUCAGAGAGACCAACGACAGUUUCGAAUUUUCGGAAGGAUAGCUGUUCAUUCACAUUUGGCCCCGCAUGCUGCUGAUGUGUGCUGGCAGGAUGAAUCGGAAAAUAAUGCAGUCAACCGUGUGGUGGUAAUUUACACGGUAAAUAUACGCAAGCACAUACUACCUACCUAUCCGUCAGCCUCUGUGCUGGAACCUCCAACCAGAUCAAUAAUUAGCCCGAACGUCGUCGUCCGCUGCUGGGGGAUGAAAGUGAAACUUGUCUCCUCGUCUCUGGGCUGGGCGUCGUCGCUUUUCGGUUCACUUCAGGUGUUCUGAGAAAUGUUGCGAAAGCGAAUCGCUCGAAAGCGGGCUGGCAGAUGUUUUCUCGCUUGGAAGGACUUUCGCAAACUGUAAGCUCAGUCACUCCAGUCAGCCAGCCAGGUGUAUCGACCGGAUGGAAUGCUUACUUAUCGGAAUGAAUGGUGAAGUAAUAACUAGAUUUAAGUCAAUGCCACUGCUUUACGCGAUGCUGGAUACUAAAAGGCAGGCGGUGAUUUCAUCAUGUCAUGCGUUCGGUAUCCUA
Aedes albopictus (Asian tiger mosquito) is the source of this 4297-nucleotide messenger RNA. RefSeq lists its product as uncharacterized. The record is from RefSeq and is a predicted model, not a curated record. The transcript has 3 exons. Bases 75 to 926 code for a protein of 283 amino acids. NCBI's taxonomy places the organism in Eukaryota, Metazoa, Arthropoda, Insecta, Diptera, Culicidae.